AUGGCUUUUUUAUCGCUGCCUUCUGAUGUAGUAGAAGAAUUCCUUUUCAAGACUCCUAUUGAAUCGUUGGUACUAUGCAAACCAACCUGCAAACAAUUGUACGCUCUCUGCAACGACAAGAGAUUCAUUUACAAUCACUUGGAUCUCUCCGAGGAACGAUUGAUGCGAAUUUAUCUUGAUAAGAUUAAAAUCAUUAAUCCGGUAACCCUAGAUAUCUUAUGUCUACCAGUACCAGCCGAGUUUGAUUCUGUCACUUUUAAUGUUAUUCAUUGCGAUGGAUUAUUGCUAUGUCGAUGGACCACAAGAGGACUAGAUCGGUACAACAAACUUGCAGUUUGGAAUCCGAUUUCGGGCCAACUCAAAUUUGUUGAAUCCUUUUUUCACGGUGUAACUGAUCUAUACGGUUUCGGAUACGCUAAUAAUGGACCCCGUGACAGUUACAAGAUUUUGAGGGUUAGUUAUUGGCGUAAGGAAUGCGAGAUAUAUGACUUAAAAUCUAAACUCUGGAGAGCUUUUUCCGCUACUUUGGAUUGGGUUGUAAAUACGCCACAACAAAAUGUGUUUAUGAAUGGAAAUAUGUAUUGGAUUGCUGAUACGUUGGGUGAUAAUAUUCGAGAAACCUUCAUACAGAGUUUUGAUUUUUCCAAGGAGACAUUCAAACCCAUAUGUUCGUUCCCCUAUGAGAAUAAGAUUAUUGACACACUUAUAAUGAAUGGUAUACAUAGGAUUGCUGAUUCAGUUAUCCUUUCAAGUUUCAGAGUAGAUAGGCUUUCUUUGUUUCGUCAACAACGCCUUGAAGAUAAAAAAUAUGAGAUGGAGGUUUGGGUCACAAACAAGGUGACUGAUGAGGUUGUCUCAUGGACUAAGUAUUUUAAUGUGACUCACCACCCUGAUCUCCCCAUCUUAAAUCCCUAUCUCUUCACAUACAUGCGUGUUCCUACAUUCUUCAUCCACGAGACCAAUUCUAUCAUGUUAUGGUGCGAUAAAGCUGCUGGAAAGGGUUUUGCUUGUACGAGCUUUUACGAAAUUGGUGAUCAGGGUGAGGUCAAACAUCAACUUGAGACAAGAAAACGUUUUAGAGCUAACGGUGAACGUAACUCUUGUGUUUCCAGCUGUGUUUACGUUCCAAGUCUGGUUCCCAUUCCAGAGUAA
Molecule: messenger RNA, 1152 nt
Organism: Arabidopsis thaliana (thale cress)
Lineage: Eukaryota; Viridiplantae; Streptophyta; Magnoliopsida; Brassicales; Brassicaceae
Product: F-box associated ubiquitination effector family protein
Exons: 1
Coding region: 1-1152 (383 amino acids)
Source: RefSeq, marked reviewed